UUGUGAAUAAGAAGUAUUUAUCAACAGGUGGUGGAGAGACACAAGGCUGAGUGAGAAACUUCCUUUUGCUAGGGAGCGGACCUUGGAGUGUUUCAUGGUUUCUUCUGGGGUAGCUUAUGAGCCUCAAUAUGGCAGGUCAAGGAGGGACAUGGCCAAAACUAACAUUCUUUUAACAGUAAUAGAUGAUGUUUAUGAUGUGUAUGGAUCAAUAGAGGAACUAGAGCUCUUCACUGAAGCAGUUGAAAGAUGGGACCUCAAAGCCAUGGAGUCACUACCUGAGUACAUGAAAAUCUGUUACAUGGCCUUGUACAAUACUGUGAAUCAAAUGGCCUAUGAUAGUCUAAAGGAACAGAGCUGUUGCAUCAUCGGAUCCCUCAGCAAAGCGUGGGCUGGCCUAUGCAAGGCAUGCUUGAAAGAAGCAAAGUGGUUUCACAGUGGGUACAAACCAACUCUAGAUGAGUACUUGAGCAAUGCCUAUACUUCAGUUGCGGGGCCACUUUUUUUGAUUGCUGGUUAUUUUCUCUCUGGAGAGAGAAUUACACAAGAAGUUGUUGAUUUUUUAGAACAAGGUCCAAAGAUUGUCUGGUUCUGUUCUAUCAUUCUACGACUUACCAAUGAUAUGGGAACAAGUACGGAUGAACAAGAAAGAGGAGAUGUACUUAAAUCAAUACAAUGCUACAUGCAAGAGACUGGUGCAUCAGAGGAACAAGCGCGGGAGCACAUUAAGGAUUUAAUCAAUGAUAUAUGGAAGCAUCUUCAUCAAGAAUGCAGUACUCCAUCUCCACUUCCAAAGACCUUCAUGAAGGAUGCUUUAAAUAUUGCAAGAUCCUUUGAGUUCAUGUAUCAAUAUGGUGAUGGCUUCGGUGUUACUAGCAGUACAACACUUGAUCACUUCAACUCCUUGCUCUUCCAACCCAUUUGUGUUGAUGUUUAGGGUUUAUUUUCCUUUCUUGGAUCUAAAGUAAUGAUACAAAGAAAGUGGAAUGUAUGGGUAGUUAAGAUAGUGAGAUGUUAUUUCUAUCUCUAUGUAAAAGUAGAAUAUAUGGGUAGUUAAGAUAGUGUGGGAAGUUCUCUCUCUUCCCGUAGGUAAUGGGUAGUUAUCCAACACGUAAGUAGUAGGUAGUUUUAUUGUAAACGCUUAUAUAUAUGGGCUCCAUGUAUUGAAGUGAUGUGUGCAUGUGGUUGUAGAUAUAAGCAACUUAUAGAAGCAACCAACAUGUAAUUUUACGUAAUGUGUUUGUGUUUAUCUCUCUAAAAAAGAAAGUGAGUGCGUGCUUUCAAUUA
This is a messenger RNA of Amborella trichopoda, 1284 nucleotides long. The record is from RefSeq and is a predicted model, not a curated record. NCBI's taxonomy places the organism in Eukaryota, Viridiplantae, Streptophyta, Magnoliopsida, Amborellales, Amborellaceae.